Messenger RNA from Penicillium subrubescens, 1988 nucleotides. RefSeq names its product Hsp70 family protein. The coding region runs from base 78 to 1814 and encodes 578 amino acids. The record is from RefSeq and is a predicted model, not a curated record. NCBI's taxonomy places the organism in Eukaryota, Fungi, Ascomycota, Eurotiomycetes, Eurotiales, Aspergillaceae. The transcript has 10 exons.
CAUUGAAAUCACCACGGACACUCCAGCUCCCCUCUACCAUCCGUAUCUGGGGAUUUGAAUAAUUUCUAUCACAAAACAUGUCUGAGAAGGAGGUUUUGAUCAUCAGGGGCCAGGGUGAUGGUCAAGAUGGGUGGUCUCCUGAUAUUGUUGUAGGCGUCGAUUUUGGAAUGACCUAUACAGGUGUUGCUUAUUCCUCCGCACCAGAAUGGCUCCCUCCCAAAACAAUUCAACGCUGGCCCGGAAAAUUGCCUGGAGAGCUCUCAAACAAAGUGCCUACCUGCAUAGAGUACGAUGAAGAGUCAGGAAAUGUGAAGAACUGGGGCUUUUUGUGCGACCCCGAGGACAAGAGCUGCAAAGUAAAGGAAUUCUUCAAGCUCCAUCUUGCGCCUCAGUAUCACGAUGACUAUCCAGGUUGUCCGACUCGUCUCGAGGCGCAAUGUUGGUUUCGAGACUACAUCCAGUGUAUCUAUCGACAUAUAGUCUCUCACUUCGUCUCCACAAUACCUCAAUUCGUUUCGCGUCACGUUGAAUUCCUUUUUAGCGUGCCGACUACAUGGAAGGAUGUGCGGAUGGUGGAGGAAACUCGAAAGAUUCUCAAACAAGUAGUUUGCUCCAAAACACCAAUGCAUCGGGUUUCAAUUGGCUUGACCGAAGCAGAGGCAGCUGCUGUCUAUGCAGGGAAUGAACAUUACCAUGAAGACGAUACUCUUCUUGUCUGUGAUGCUGGCGGAGGAACCACCGAUGUCAACGUGCUGAAGCUGACCUCCUCGCGGGGAGAGCCUACAAGACUUGAGCAACUUGGUCACGUUGAAGGUCUACCAAUUGGCUCUGUCUUCAUCGACAGGUUCAUUCAUCAACUCAUGUUGAAAUGUGCCUUUGGCACUGAAGCCACCCUGACUCCCUGGUUGAAGCUAGAUGUGCCCUCUCUAGAGUCCAAUUCCAAUUUCCCAGAGGCGGAUAUAUACAACGGACAGAUGCAAAUCGCAUGGGACGAGCUUAAAAAGGCGUUUGAUCUUAAAAUUGAUGAAAUCAUCAAUCUUGUGGAUGGACAUAUCCGACAAAUGCAUGCGAAACAUCCCGACGUCAACAUUAAUUAUCUGGUAUUAUCGGGUGGUUUUGGUAGCUCUCCCUACGUAAGGCAGCGCCUUGUGGAGAGCUUGACCCUCAGGGGACCCGAUGGCAAUCUCGAUGCGGACGGCAUGCAUAUCCUUGUUGCUGAUGAGCCGCAACUUGUUGUGGUCCAUGGCUUAGUGUUAGAUCGGAUACAAAAGAUCAAGAGUGACGUAGUCACCUUUGGAUCCCGAUGUGCCCCAGUAAGCUAUGGGAUCAUUUGCGACAAGAUCUAUCACCCUGAGAAGCAUAUUGGAGAAGCGGUGCGCCAUGAUCCAAGAGAUAAGAUGACCUACGCGAUUGACCAGAUUGACUGGCUUGUUAUUCAGGGCCGUCCUAUACCGAGUACUGGGUUAACGAAACAAUUCCAACUUAAGAUAGAUCCAGGCCGGGAAAGUGAGCCCUGGAGAGUGAGCAUCGUUAUGUCUACUCUACCACCUGAUCAAAUUCCCCACAAUCUGAGCAGCAAGGGAGCCCAGCGGAUUUGUGAUCUGGAUAUCUCCACUGAUAGUGUGGAUAAGAAGUUGAAAAAUCGACAUUGGUACAGCAUGAAGCCAGCAUUUUGGAGAUCGACAUUUGAUGUGAGAGUUGUGGUCGGGCCAGCAGACCUCUCGUUUCAGCUGUGGUCGCGAGAUAAGAGGAUCCAAGCAAGCAAACAUGAGCCUAUUGCUGUAAACUGGAUGCCUGCCAGUAACUUCAACUAAUCAGGAGUUGAUACUAUGAUUUUGAAACUUCACAUGUGAGAUGCAUCAGGUUUGUUGGUCAGGCAUUAAUCAGAUACAUCAACCGCCUUCUUUCAUCACCUAGAUUGCCUCAAAGACCCAACAACUGUAUUCAUUUGUUAAAUAAUUUAUCCACUUCCUUUUCCUGUGUUCCGA